UUGCAAGAUAAGAGACGCAGCAAGAGCGAAGGAGAGAGACAGAAGAAACUAUCACGUGUGACAGGAUGAGGGAAAAAUAAUUUUAUAUUAAUGCAUCGAGAUAUGAAAGGGACCACAUGAACGACUGCAGGUGAAGACGGUUCAGACCGAGGGAAACUGGAGCGGUAUUCUAUUUGAAAGGAGUCUACGUUUGAUGGGGGAAACUGAAGAACUUCUAGCACACUUAUACCACUGCUGUAGAUACCCCAAAUCUUUAGAGAGCGGAGCAAACUUCAACCACUAACGCAAUGACCAUUUUCCUUUCAACUGCCUCCCCCCCAACCACUCUGACCUCAGUGUUCUCUAACUUUUCGCCCAGUUUUGUUUCAGCCACUUCUGCUUCUAUGUGGAACGCUUCGUUCACUGAUGUCGGCCCUUCGAAUCAAACAUGCGAGCUGGACGGUUCGCCUCUACGCCUGCCGCUGGCAGCCUUCUACUCCUUCGUCUUCAUUUUCGGGCUGGUGGGGAACCUGUUCGCUCUGUGGGUCUUCCUGUCUCUACACUCGCGCCGAAACUCCGUGCGGGUGUUCCUCAUCAACUGCGCCGUGGCUGAUCUGAUCCUGCUGGCGUGUUUGCCCUUUAGGGUGUUCUACCAUCUAAAUAAAGACAAUUGGGUGCUGGGACGCGUGACCUGCAAAUUAGUGGGAACCACCUUCUACAUGAACAUGUACAUCAGUAUAGUGUUGCUGGGGUUCAUCAGCCUGGACAGAUACUUGAGGAUGAGGGGGAAAGGCCGAGAACGGAGGGGUAUGAGGUUGAGGUUGUUGGGGCGUAGACAACCUUGGAGCUGGGUGGCCUGUGGAGCUCUGUGGGCAGCGUCACUGACGGGAGCGUUGGCGCUGAUCUCAACACCAAACAAGGAAGCGUCCAGUGGCAAAUGCUUCCAAUACAAGAAAAUAACGAACUGGACAGCCUACUUCAACCUUAUGGUGGUGCUGCUGUUCUGGUUCAUCUUCAUUCUCCUCGUGGUUUCUUAUGUCAGAAUUGCCUCUAAGCUGCUUUAUUUGUCCAAGAACAAGCCAGACCUUCCAAAUGCACAGAAAUAUAAACGGACCGCCAAGAAGUCCUUCUUUGUCCUGUUUCUGUUCACCAUCUGUUUCGUACCCUACCACGCCUUCCGCCCGUUCUACAUCCUCACCCAACUCGACUACUUUAAGUCCUGUUCCACAUUAAGGAUCGUGGACCAUACCAACGAGAUCAUGCUGUUAUUCUCAGCCUUCAACAGCUGCCUCGAUCCUGUCAUGUACUUCCUGCUGUCUGGAUCAGUGCGCAAAACGGCUCUGCGAGUACUCGGACACCGUCUGGGCACCCGUCUACCUUUCCUUAAUGAUGCAACGUCAAACAGCUCUACAAUUGAUAACAGACGGACAUCUGUGCCACUGGCUUUAUCGGCGCAAGUUAUCCACAACCCUUCACUCACACCCAGUACCAGCUUCAGUGUUGUCAACUCCAACCUCCACCGUGCAGGAAUGACUACGCUGCAAUCGACUGCUCAACAGUGAAGUCUGUUGGGCUUCUCAGGUGUGCACCAACACCAAAAGCAAGAAUCCCGGACGUAGGAUGGACUAAACAUUAAGAAAACUGAAUUCAGCUACAUUUGUUGCAGUUCCUGCUGCAUUCUGAGGUUCCCGUCUAAACUCGAAUGUUUAAGUGAAAUUGACUUACAUUUUUUUAUUUGACAACAGAGGAGUUGUCUAGUAAACAAUCUGUUUUUGGCUCUUAGCUGCCACCGAUCUGCAGAAAAUCAUUACGAUGAAGGGAAAAGCAACAUCAUAAUGUGUUAUAUCUAUAAAUAUACAGUGAUCCCUCGCUACUUCGCGGUUCAUUUAUCGAGGAUUCACGACUUCGCAGAUUUUUUCUUUGAAGCCUUAUUCAAGGGAAAUUUGCAAUUCGCGUUAUUUUUCUAUGCGAAAUAUCAAGAAAUUCCUGUUUUUUUCAUCAAUUUCAUCAUAAAAUGCACUUUUUGUAAUAAAACUAUAAAAAAACAAGUAAAAAUUGUAAAGGGAGGGUUUUAAAAGUCUGAAUACUGAAUACGUACCUGUUAAAUAAAUACUGUAAAUAUGGUGUUCCUACUUUGCGGAUUUUCACCUAUCGCGGCCAGGUCUGGAACGCAUCUACCGCGAUAAACGAGGGAUCACAUUAAUUCUAAGAAGUUUGUUUCUUUUUAUCUUCUGGUUUCAAAGAUCUCAUUCACUCAUUUUUUAUUAAAUCUGCUGUGAUCUCUAGUAUCUAUUGUUUUCUGUGGACAAAAGCUCUGGUGCUCCUGUUUCAGAAGAAGUUUGUUGAAGGAGUGGGCUGGAAAACGACAGGAUUUGGAGUCUUACUCAUCAACAUUCGUGAUAUGCAAACGUCUUGUGCUUUUGAUUGGCUAACAGCACCCUGAGUCUUCCACUGCCUCCGUUUGCUCUUGGGUUAAAAAAAUGCAACGUUGAUGUGUUAUCUCCACAAAUAACCACAAGCCUGAAGGUGUCCCACCAUGUUGUAGAGUUGCGAAUGGUUCCAAUAGUCGAGAAGCACUUUCUCUCCUCUUCCUGUGGGCGGUUCCAAGCCAAGGUGGGCAGGGCCAUGUAUACCAAUUUUCCCUGUGAUAUAGAAGAGACUGGCUUUUCGGCCCAAUGGUUUUUCUGUGUUUUCGGUUUGCGGCUAAUGCAGGUGAUGGUAUGUUCAGCACGCAUGUGCGACUCAGAGACUGAUCGUAUUUCAAAAUGAAUAAGUAGGGAUGUCCCGUUCCGAUAUGAAACACUAUCGGAUUAUAUUGGACUGAAUCAAAAAUCUCCAAUAUAAGCGGCCCAUUAAGGUUCACAUUUUUGCAUUAACAUUAAGGUUGUCAUUAUUUUCAUACUUACCGUUACUGGAUCUUGUUCUCCGAUUGAGUAAUAUCACCUGAUCAAGCCUUUGAUACAUUCCACACUAAAAUACAGGUAAAAGUAUGUUUGAUUUGUGCCGAUAUCGUAUCAGAUUGAUAUUGGUACUGGUCAAUACUGAAUUGGUAUCGUAUCGGAAAUGAAAAAGCUGUAUUGGGACAUCCCUAUAUUAUAAGUAUGACACGGUUUCUAUGGUAACUAGCAUUUUUAAAGUUACUGAAUCCAUUUUGGGUAUUUUCUAGGGAUGCAUAAAAAAUUUGACCCACCGAAAUUUUUCAGUCGAAAAUGACCGAAACCCGCAUUUUUGAUUUUCAACCGAAAGUCCUUAAUCAUUGAAACAAAAUGGCCGAAAUAGGACAUUCGGUGAACCUCGUUUUUGUUUCAUCUCGCUUUGCCCUCAUGUGGCAACUUGCUUCUUGAUUCAUAAAAAAAGAACAUUCGUACUCAUUUCAAAAGUAAUGAUUUUCCAUUUUUAGUAAUGUUGUAUUACUACGAUCGUUGUUUUAAUUCGGGACUAGUUUGUUUUGAGCGUAAUGAGAAAGUGAUGCGGCUCUCACAUGAUCGUUUUAGGCCAAUGAGGUACACGCAUUUAUUAAACAGAAAUCCAACAUGGCGGCGUACUCAGAGUCCGAAAAACCAGAGAUUAUGAUUUUAAUAGCUUAGAAACUUCUGAAUUAGUGAACAAAAAUGAUUUUUAUGGAAACAUGGAGCUGCAACACGCACAAAACAACAUCAUGUCCAUGCUGCUACUCUCCGAAUCCAAGCACUCACAGUGAGACGUUUGUGCUGUAGCUCGUGUCUUUGAUGAGAAGAGGAACAGACUUGCGUAACAAAGCAGCAGUAGUCCUACACAGAAACAUUUAAAAGGCGCUUGGCAUUGUUUUUAUUUGAGAACAUGUUUAAUUUUACAGUGCUUCUCAGCAGGACUUUCACUUAUAAGCUUAUUAUUAAUUAAUGUACACAUGAAUGGAGUAGAGUGAAACAUUUUAUUUUGAAGUUUAAUUUAUAUUGUGCAUUGUUAUGUGCCGAAUGAAUAUUUUAAUAGUUUUGUAAUUGAUUUAUUUCAGUGCCGUAAUUUUAGUUCAGUUAAUACAUCAUAGCUGUGGUUCUAAUGAUGAAAAUUAUUUGUUUCUGUGUUUUGGCCGAGAUGCUUCAUUUCGGUGCAUCCCGAGUAUUUUCCACCUUCUUAGCACCAACUCGUUCUAUUUUGGUACUGCAUAAAGCCGUCUUCAUCAUCACUGACACGGUUUGAUUACCAUUUAUAACGGUAUAAUGGUGAUUUUUAUUGUCACCAGCAGGUGUUUAUAGAUCAUGCAUUAAAGUCCUGUUUUAGUUGUGACCGGGGAUUAUGGAAGAAGAUUAA
Messenger RNA from Nothobranchius furzeri (turquoise killifish), 4266 nucleotides. Its product is annotated as probable G-protein coupled receptor 34. Gene Ontology annotation, molecular function: G protein-coupled purinergic nucleotide receptor activity. Lineage: Eukaryota; Metazoa; Chordata; Actinopteri; Cyprinodontiformes; Nothobranchiidae. Gene Ontology annotation, cellular component: membrane. Gene Ontology annotation, biological process: G protein-coupled receptor signaling pathway. The record is from RefSeq and is a predicted model, not a curated record.